Rana temporaria (common frog) is the source of this 1227-nucleotide messenger RNA. RefSeq names its product taste receptor type 2 member 40-like. Lineage: Eukaryota; Metazoa; Chordata; Amphibia; Anura; Ranidae. The coding region runs from base 304 to 1227 and encodes 307 amino acids. Gene Ontology annotation, biological process: detection of chemical stimulus involved in sensory perception of bitter taste; sensory perception of taste; G protein-coupled receptor signaling pathway. The record is from RefSeq and is a predicted model, not a curated record. The transcript has a single exon. Gene Ontology annotation, cellular component: membrane. Gene Ontology annotation, molecular function: G protein-coupled receptor activity; bitter taste receptor activity.
UAUAUCAUAUUUUCGGUCAUAAUAGUUAUAGUGCUGAGCCUACAUAAUGAUCAAUAAGGGACAAACAUUCACCAGUCCUGAAGUAGUUACUUUGGUAUAAGAAGAAUGAUGAUUGUAUUACACGGGAUGUUCUGUGCUUUACAUGUCGGCGUUGAAAUGAAAUCCAUCCCCGUUAUGCAAAGUCAAUCAUGAGACGGAUCUCUGAAGACUAUUUACAAAAUUCCAGUUCUAAUUAAAUCAUUCUGUCUGCUAUCACUGGACGUGUCCCGUCAUCUCUGUCCGGAGAUCACACCAAACCUCAACAUGAUGUCUCCAUACUCCAUCUCUCUUUUAAUCUUUUCAGUCAUGGGACUGGUCUUGGCAAUCCCUUCUAACACUUGUAUUGUGAUGGUUAACCUGGACAUCAUCAUAAAGAAAGGGAAGUUGAGUCCCUCCGAUGUGAUCUUUCUGGCUAAGGGAAUUGUGAAUAUUAUCUUCCAGUGUGUGAUGAGUCUACAGGCAAUACUCUAUGUCUUUUCUCUGGAAAUAUUAUGCAUUAUGCAAGUAUAUGUGUCUUUGAAUGCAUCAGUUUACUUCCUAACAUAUUACAGCUUCUGGUUGACCUUCUGGCUCUCGGCUCAUUACUGUACCAGCAUCACCAAUCUCAGCUAUGGGUUCUUCAUCUGGAUAAAGAGAAUUGUGUCCAAUUUCCUGAGUCACCUUCUAUUCCUGACAGCACUUGGGGUGUUCAUUGUGAGUGUCCCGGCCAUUUGGGCUGUCCAUGCAGAAAGCUCUAUCUAUUCUUCUGAGAACAGUACAGAAGAAUCUGUUAUCAGGUUCCAUGUCAGUCUUUCCUAUUUUGUGCCUACAAAUGCCCUAGGCUGCGUUGUACCAUUCUGCCUCAAUCUUCUGUGUCUGGUCCUCACUUUCUCCUUUCUGCUCAGACACGUCUGGAGGGUGAAGAAUAACGACUCGGGAUCAACAUGUCCAAAUCUUCAGGCUCAUGUCACGGCACUGAGGACAAUCUUCUUCUUAUUUCUUGUUUUCCUAUUCUGCUGCAUAGCUCAUGUACUUAUGUAUAUUCGAAAUUUCUUAGGGUUCACACAGUUACUGACAAUAGUCAAUUGGAAUUUACAAUUAUUAUCUCCAUCGGUGGAGGCCGCCAUCAUCUUCCAGGCCAGCAACAAGCUGAGAAGAAUCAUUCUGAGAAGAUUCUGGACCAGAAGCCGAAGGAACAAAGAGACUUAA